AUGAGUGAAGUUGACUGGAUCAACAUUGCUGUUCUUCUCUAUUGCGCCGAUCUGUUACAAAUGAUCAAGAGUUUAAAAGAGCUAUUGGAAAACGUACAGGAGGAAUUGAAACGCGUCAAAGACCUUCUAAAAGAAAAACAAGACAGAGAAGGCUACGACACAGUGUAUUAACAUGGACAAGGUUCUAGACACGAUUGAAUUGUCCAAGUUUAAGACGUAUCAUGAAUUUAUGCGAGCACUCAUUUUGGAAGGGAUCUCUGGAUAUCAUUUCACCUUGGAUCAAUUGAAUCACCAAUUGUAUACUCUCAACAAAGAAAUUUAUGAAGAUUUAUGUCAAACCGCCACUGGAUAUUUUGAAAUGCAUGCACCAGCAAAAAUCAAGUCCUUUGAGAAUUAAACAUGCUCAGGCAAUGACUUCACGACUCUUUUGUUUGGUUUGGUAUUAAAAGCCACUGACAUGUUGCUCAACCAGCCAAAGCAAGAUGAUUCGUAUCGUUCUGCAGUUCACCAUUAUUUCUGGUGGUGCACUUGGUGUGGAUUUAGAAGCUGAAAAGUUAGCAAGAUAUUAUUGUUUACGUGUUGAAGUCCUUGUUCCACCACGUCAUCCACGAAGCAAAACCGUUCCUCCAUUAACAUCAACUGAACUCGCUGAAGCGAUUCCCACAACCAAGCAAGUAGCUGCUCGCCUCAACAGACAAUAA
Molecule: messenger RNA, 701 nt
Organism: Porites evermanni
Lineage: Eukaryota; Metazoa; Cnidaria; Anthozoa; Scleractinia; Poritidae
Source: the annotation of a GenBank genome assembly